Molecule: messenger RNA, 4590 nt
Organism: Aphanomyces invadans
Lineage: Eukaryota; Oomycota; Saprolegniomycetes; Saprolegniales; Verrucalvaceae
Exons: 4
Coding region: 17-4450 (1477 amino acids)
Biological process (GO): regulation of transcription by RNA polymerase II
Source: RefSeq, a predicted model, not a curated record
AUUUGCACAACCUGCAAUGCCGACGAGCGAAGUCGACGGCACAUUGCCGCCAGGUGCAGCAGCAGGCGAUGAUGGGCAGUCACUGGAUGUCACCGUGGGGUCCCAGACGACACUUCGAGACAGCUCGGACUAUCCGGCAAAUCGAGUUUGUAUGGUCUGCUUCGAUGGUGCGGAAUACGCGACGAAUCCCCUGCUUUGCUGUAGCGUCCCAACAUGCCGGAUGCGAGUUCACUUGGCAUGCUACGGCUCUGGGACCGAGUUAAAGCCACUUAUGCCAUACAAAAGGCGCUCGACGUGGGUUUGCGACGCCUGUGCGAUUGAAAAGCAGCACGGGGCAGAGCCGACACUAAACGCACAACGAACUUGUGUCGUAUGCAAGCUGCCUGGAGGUGCUCUGAAGCCGACAAAAACUGACAACGCUAUGUGCCAUCUAGUUUGCGUGCGAUGGUUGCCCGAACUAAAGCAAGUGCCAUCCGAGUUGCACCCGACGGCAUCUGUCGUGGACGCGGACCUGCUUUAUGGCACACGCAAGUCAUUGAAGUGCCACAUUUGCCAGAAGCGGAACGGGUGCUUGCAGUGCAUGGUAAAGCGAUGCACAAAGGCAUUCCAUGCAGUCUGUGCCCUGCGAGCCCCGGAGACCAAAGUGUACACAGGCAUCACCGAGGCAAACCACCUGGCAUGCAUCUGUGACGCGCACUUCGCCGAAGUACGCGCGACAUUCCGGUCGAUCAAAGACGAGUAUUGGGAUCAGCCGUAUAUUGGUGAAGAAAUCGACGACGUUAUAGAUGAUGGUGACGCGAGCGACACAGGACAAUCCCGGCCACCAACGCCACUGAACGCACCACCCUCUAGCAUGCUGACGCAACCGCCGCUACCGACGAUGUUGGCGCCUGUGGCUCAUUUUGUAAAGCCUCCAACCCCAAACAAAGUCGGAAGACCUCGCAAGAAUCCACUGCCGUCGCAAGACCCGUCCGCUCCUAAACCCAUGCUGCCGCCUCCUCCUGGAAGCACUCAAGCCCCUCUACCGUUCGUGCCACCGCCACCGCCAAUGAUGUCAACUGUCGGCCGCCCACGACCACUGACGCCCCAGACAUAUCCAUCUCCACACCCUCCACACUCCAUGACCGUGUCCUCUAAACCGUCCGACGUGGCUGUCUGCACUUGGUGCAUGCAACCCAUGCUGAGUUCAAUGCUCCAGGUCCAUCAACAGUCUAUGUGUCAAUCCCGACCGUCGCAGCGGAAUUCCACGUCAAAGGAUUCCAAUCAACCGAAAAAGACCCGGGGGCGACCGCCUGGCCCGACCAGCAAAACCAACAAAGACCGACCGCUUCUCCAGCCGCAAGAAGCGCCAGCGAAGAAGGCGGAUGGACCAUCCGGCCCCAAGACCGGAAUGAAGCUGCAACCAUCUCCACUGAUUGCGUCAGCGGGACCUUUCCCAAGACCGAUGAUGACCAUGCAGCCUCGCCCCAUGGCAUCGCAUCCCAUGGCCACAAUCCCUCGACCUCCCGAUGGUCAUCCCACGCCUCCACCCCAACCUGUCAAAGAUAUCCUCAUGGAAAACGCUCUUGGGCUCCUCCGUCUGAACUCUGUCGACCCACUCUUUGCGUCUUGGCCUAGCAUGCUUGGCGGCGGCCUCUUGCAGUCGCGAGACUUCUGGACACAAGUGCUUCAAGCGUUCUUCUCCAAACCAGGUCUCACGCCACCCAAGUGGAAUCCCAUCACACAGUGGUUGGCCGGUGUGUCAUGUCAAGCAUUUCUUCAACCGCUCAAGCCUCCGACCAAGUGCUCCGAUGUCACCACGUUCACCCAGAUAUCGAGCGAGUGGCUGGCCGCGACAGACGUCCGCCACACGUGCGACGCCAUGCUUCAGUCUCAUGGCGUGCGCUGCGCCCAGCCAUUGACACCCUUCACACACAUCAAGUCGUUGACUCGAGAGAGUGAGACGUCGGGCAUUCUGGAAGUUGUCCUUGCCAGCCACAACCGGCCCCUGCUCCAUUGUCGAUUCGCUGUCGUAUGCGCUGUCCACGCACCGACCAACUCGGACGCGCCGAAUGUCGUGUGGAGUCGAUUUCGACCGAACAAUGCGCUUGUGUCGAUGCCCAACGACGCUGAGUCCACCAUUCUGUCGUCCACAACCGCACCAGCGGUAUCGCCACAGCAGCCUCCCCACAAAGAGCUCCCGAUUUGGAUCGCUCUUUUGUCGAGCGAAGAAACGACAGACGUCACCGUAAGCGACAUGUACGACUCCGCGGCAGUGCACGUGACGAACGCUCCUGUCAAAGACGACAUGGCGUUAGAAUCCAUGUUGUGUUGGGAUUUGCUCCAAGAACAACUGAAAGUGAACCGCAUGCGGAUGCAGAGCCUGUGGCGUAAGGCGAAUGCAGCGUCGGCGUCGGACGCGACCGCGGCCGCAAAGCAUGUCGAGAGUCUGUACGAAGAGUAUAACUGGUGGAAGUCGGUGUGCACGAGCAUGAUGAAAGGCACGAACGACAUGCCGUUCUUGGACGACCCUGACGGCAACCUCACGGGUGACCUCCAGUCGUUUGAAGAUGGCACGUGUGUGGUGUGCAUGGAUGGUUACUCGGAAGACUCGAAUCCGAUUAUCUUUUGCGACAAGUGCGACGUCGCCGUUCAUCAGCGCUGUUAUGGCGUCGCGACGAUCCCGAAGAGCGACUUUUACUGCGACAAGUGCAGUGCCAAAGGACCCGUCGUCCCGCAGUGCGCGCUGUGUCCCCAUCCCCAUGGCGCACUCAAACAAACGGUGGAAGGUCUCUGGGUCCAUGUGUUUUGCGCCCUCUGGUGCCCGACGACCUUCCUCGUCAAGGUGCCUCGCAUGCUUUUCCAACUAACGCCAGAUUUGUCCAAAGUCCGAUACGCUACCACUUCGAUCGACGAGUUGGGCAGCACGACUGCUCUCGCUGACGUUGUCGGCCUUCCUCCACCCGUCCAACGUGGUGGACUCUGCCGCGUUUGCCGAAUCGCCACAGGCUGUACGAUUCAGUGCCGCAAUUGUCCAGCGUCGUUCCACCCGCUCUGUGCAUGGUUCGCUGGAUGCUACAUGCAUGUACAAGUUGCAGCAUGUGGCUACGUCUGUGCCGGCGGUGGCCAAGGCCUCCUGUACACAUUGACAUGCCUGGAUCACACGCCACCGGCGCUGCCAUGCCAAGAUCGACACCUUCAACGUUGCCAGCGCGAACAACUGUACAAGUCGACAACUCGCAAUCGUUGCGCCGUGUGUUUUGAGCCCAUGCCGACGAUGUAUCCCCAGCAUCGGUUUGACGCCCUACCGUCCACACAUUUCUUUUUGCGAUGUACGGUCUGCCAUGUCCAAUGCCAUGCGCAUUGCGCGCAUCCCAUCGAUGCAGUCGACUCUCGUACCCCCACCGCAACGUGGCAAUGUGAAAAGUGCGUGGCGCCGGGGUCGCCGGCGGAGCAACCCGCCGCCGUGUCGUGCCUUUUGUGUGAUCUGCCCCAGGGCUACAUGCUUCCCGCUCACAUUCCGUCGGAAGCUCGGACGGCCACUGCCGCCGGUGGCCUAGCAGUGUCCCCACCGCCCGUCCACCCGUACGUCCAUUUGUACUGCGCCAGAGCGUUCCAGCAAUCGAUUCAAAAGACGUCGAAACAAGGGCGCGUCGUCAUGAUAACUGCUGCUGCCGCCCAUGUGAUUCCAUUGCCAUCCCACAAAUGCGUCGUCUGCCACGCAAAAUCCCCCGCGACUCGCCUCGUGACUUGUUGGAAAAAACAAUGCUCGGUUCUGUUUCAUCCGUACUGCAGCGCCACUUCCUUGUGGUUCAGUUGGAAACCCACGCCGAAGGCAAAGACGUUGUAUUGCUGCAGCGAACACCCGCCCGGCUUUGCCGCGUUUGAUGCUGCCAGACAGGUCUGGGUCACUCGGGACACCCUCAUGGCACUCCAGGAGAUUCGUUGCUCUUUGGAACGCGUGCGGAUGUUUAUUAAUUUGUCCAAGCAGCGGGAAAAGGCCAAAAAGCGUUUGUUUGUUCAGUCGGAUAGCCGCGCGUUCGACAAAGUGAUGGAAUUCCUCCAUGUGAAGGCACCGACCAAGAUCAUGAAGGAAUUUUACCACAGCGUGACCAACACACGGCUCGCGGAUGUCCCCAAACGGAAACUGCCCGACGAGCUGGUCAUGCCGAGCAAGGUCGCCCGCACAGAGUCGCCGACCCCCACGAAGGCAGCGCUUUUGACGGAAGCACCGAGCCGAAGCAAAAUGCAAAAACGCCACCAACACGAGGCAACUCGACAACGCUACCGACGCUUCCUCGAAGACUCGCGCGACGAUGCCGAGGAAGAGUCGGACGAAGAAAACGUUCAAGACUACUUGGCCAGGAUGGCGACAUUUUGGUCGCAGCCUGUCGAAGGGGAAGACCAUCCAUCGAUGGACGACGUCAUGGCCGCGCUGUAUCCACACCACGUUGCCGCCGACGCGUUGUAGGAAUACGCCACUUGGUCGCAGCGGCCGUGCCAAAUCUCAAAGUCAUUCAACCACACCGCAUGCCACGAUCCCCAUGACUGUCCAAGCUUAGGCUCCACACAGUCAACACAAUUUGGAUACCAUUCGUUUUUGCAUGCUCC